UCACAUAUUCCCUGGCCUUCGUUCAAAUAAGAAUUUUGGAUAAAAUUCAGUAACAAUAAUUAAGAGAGAUGUUCUUGUGCUGAUGUAUAUAAUUGCCUAAUUUUAGUUUAUGGAUUUAUCUAUAUAAGAAACAUUGCUCUUCUGGUCAAUUUGGGUUGGCUACAAGCCUCAAAGUAGGCAAAAUUCUGGACCUUUGUUCUUAACAUACUAUAGAAGCUUUUCUCUUCUUUUUUCUUUUUUGUUUGUUUGAAAAAGAUACAAGGAAAAUAAUUUGCACUUCUAUUGAUAGAGCUUCAAGUCUUACAAAAACUAUAGAAAAGAAGAAGCACUUCCUAAUCAAGAUGUUAUCAGGUUGGAUUGACAUUGUUCUCAUUUCAACUCUAGCUUUGCUGAGCUUGUGCUCUGCAACUACGGUUGAAUAUGAUUCUAAUGCCCUUAUCAUCAAUGGUGAACGUAAAAUCAUUUUCUCCGGCGCAAUUCAUUACCCGCGUAGCACUCCUGAGAUGUGGCCUGAGCUGAUAAAUAAGGCCAAGGAUGGUGGCCUUGAUGCUAUUGAAACUUAUGUCUUCUGGGACCGUCACGAGCCUGUCCGGCGUCAGUAUGAUUUCUCUGGAAAUUUGGACAUUGUUAAAUUCUUCAGAGUCAUUCAGGAAGCUGGACUCUAUGUCAUUCUCCGGAUUGGCCCUUAUGUUUGUGCUGAAUGGAAUUAUGGUGGCUUCCCUAUGUGGCUGCACAAUACUCCAGGGGUUGAACUGAGGACAGACAAUGAGAUUUACAAGAACGAAAUGCAAACUUUUACAACUAAGGUUGUAGAUAUCUUGAAAGCAGAAAAGAUGUUUGCUCCGCAGGGAGGACCUAUAAUCAUUGCACAGAUAGAGAAUGAAUAUGGAAACAUAAUGGAACCUUACGGAGAUGCGGGUAAAAGAUAUAUUCAAUGGUGUGCACAAAUGGCUGUAGCCCAAAAUGUUGGAGUUCCAUGGAUUAUGUGCCAGCAAGGAGAUGCUCCACAACCUAUAAUCAAUACCUGCAAUGGCUACUAUUGUGAUACAUUCAAACCCAACAAUCCUAAAAGUCCAAAAAUGUUCACUGAAAAUUGGAGUGGAUGGUAUAAACUUUGGGGCGGGAAAACCUCGUAUAGGACUGCCGAAGAUAUGGCAUUUUCAGUUGCACGAUUUGUCCAAGCUGGAGGCGUCUUCAAUAACUAUUACAUGUAUUAUGGAGGAACGAACUUUGGACGCACAGCAGGAGGUCCUUAUAUCACCGCGUCAUAUGAUUAUGAUUCGCCACUUGAUGAAUAUGGAAAUCUGAAUCAGCCCAAAUGGGGGCAUUUGAAGCAACUCCAUGCAUCUAUCAAAUUGGGAGAGAAAAUCAUCACUAAUGGUACAGUAACAAUCAAGAAUUUCCAGGCAGGGGUUGAUCUGACUGCAUACACCAAUAAUGCUACGAGGGAAAGAUUCUGUUUCUUGAGCAAUAUAAACAUUGCCGACGCUCAUAUUGAUCUGCAACAGGACGGCAAUUACACCAUCCCUGCUUGGUCUGUUAGUAUUCUCCAAAAUUGCAGCAAGGAAAUUUUCAACACUGCCAAGGUUAACACACAGACAUCUUUGAUGGUAAAGAAACUCUAUGAGAAUGAUAAACCUACAAACCUUUCCUGGGUGUGGGCACCUGAACCUAUGAAAGACACACUUCUAGGAAAGGGUAGAUUUAGAACAUCACAGCUGCUUGAUCAAAAAGAAACAACAGUUGAUGCCAGCGACUAUUUGUGGUACAUGACUAGUUUCGACAUGAACAAGAACACAUUGCAGUGGACUAAUGUGACUCUGCGAGUGACCUCAAGAGGCCAUGUACUUCAUGCCUAUGUUAACAAGAAACUGAUAGGUUCCGAAUUUUCCAAGCAAGUGGGCAGCCAACUAGUAAUCCAGGGAGAGUUUACGUUUGAGAAGCCUGUUACUCUGAAACCUGGAAAUAACGUCAUAAGCUUGCUCAGUGCCACUGUUGGAUUAGCUAAUUACGGUUCAUUUUUUGACAAGACUCCUGUUGGCAUAGUGGACGGACCUGUUCAAUUGAUGGCAAACGGAAAGCCUGUAAUGGAUUUAUCAUCAAAUUUGUGGUCGUAUAAGAUUGGGUUGAAUGGUGAGGCUAAGCGAUUUUAUGAUCCAACUUCACGCCAUAACAAAUGGAGUGCCGCUAAUGGAGUUUCCACUGCAAGACCAAUGACUUGGUACAAGACCACCUUCAGUUCUCCUUCAGGUACAGACCCUGUGGUGGUGGACUUGCAAGGGAUGGGAAAAGGGCAUGCUUGGGCAAAUGGCAAGAGCCUUGGUCGGUAUUGGCCUUCACAAAUUGCUAAUGCUAAUGGAUGUAGUGGCACCUGUGACUAUCGCGGACCUUAUAAUGCUGGCAAAUGUACGAGAAAUUGUGGCAUUCCUACUCAAAGAUGGUACCAUGUUCCGAGGUCAUUCCUGAAUAGCAAUGGAAAAAAUACAUUGAUUUUGUUCGAAGAAGUAGGCGGGGACCCUUCAGGCAUAUCCUUCCAGAUUGUUACUACUGAAACUAUCUGCGGAAAUGCAUACGAAGGAAGCACAUUGGAACUGUCCUGCCAAGGCGGACGAACAAUAUCAGAAAUUCAGUUUGCAAGCUAUGGUAAUCCCCAAGGAACCUGCAGCUCAUUCAAGAAGGGCUCAUUCGAUGCAAUGAAUAGUGUCCAGAUGGUCCAAAAGGAAUGUGUUGGAAAAGAUAGCUGUUCAAUUAUUGCGUCUGAUGAAACAUUUAUGGUAAAUGAACCUCAAGGCAUCAGCAACAAGAGGCUAGCUGUCCAAGCUCACUGCUCAAACUCUCAGGAAGUAGCAUCUAAAAGGCAAAAUAAGAAAGUUUAGUUUUGUGCCUGGAGUGUGAGAUAUUAUAAUCUCAUCUCAAAGGGGGUAUUCUUAUUGUUUUUUUUUUCUUGUGCCUAUAGUUUCCAAGGAUGUGAUUGACAGAAAGACUAAAUUUUGUACUCAUAUCAUUUAUUCAGAUAAAUAAAUUAUAUUUGCUGAUCUUGGCAAAGAUCAUACUGAAA
Ricinus communis (castor bean) is the source of this 3058-nucleotide messenger RNA. Its product is annotated as beta-galactosidase 7. NCBI's taxonomy places the organism in Eukaryota, Viridiplantae, Streptophyta, Magnoliopsida, Malpighiales, Euphorbiaceae. Gene Ontology annotation, biological process: carbohydrate metabolic process. The coding region runs from base 342 to 2876 and encodes 844 amino acids. The transcript has 19 exons. Gene Ontology annotation, cellular component: cell wall; vacuole. Gene Ontology annotation, molecular function: beta-galactosidase activity; carbohydrate binding. The record is from RefSeq and is a predicted model, not a curated record.